AUGGUAGUACGAGAUGUAUAUAAUGAGACGCUAUUUGAAGUUUCAUGGGAGUUAUCUAACAGAGGCAUCGAAUUCAUUCACGGAAAAUGGCUCGUCGAAGGCGCGCCGAACGUGAUUUUAUUUGAUACCAAGUCGGUUAGGAGUAAAUUAGAUGAAUGGAAAGGAGAUCUAUGGAAUAUAGGACAAAUUCCAUGUCCAGAAAUGGAUGAAGAGAUGAAUGAUGCGAUAUUGUUUGGGAAUUUAGUUGCUAAAUUUUUGGAUGAGUUUUCAACUACAUCAUGCUCAACUGCAAUCAUAUCUCACUUCUAUGACUGGCAAUCGAGCGUCGCGAUUCCUUUGAUUCGGGGGCGUCACAUUGAUGUAACAACCAUAUAUAACAUUACCUCUACGGUGCUUGGGCGAUAUUUCUUUAGUGAAAAGAGUUGGCAAGAAGAUAAGCAAAUAGGGAUGAGGGAUGAGGGAAGAAAGAUUGAAAAAAACAAGCAUGGUAACGGAGUGAUGGAAAUAUCUGCGACGGAAAAUAAGGAUAAUACAAAGGGGAAAAAAAUUAACUAUAAUAAUACUCAUUCAAAUGGCAAUUACAAUAACUUUCAUUUUAUAAAUCCAGAUGAAGAAGCGGGAAAACUGGGAAUCUAUCAUCGAUAUGCUGUGGAACGUGCAGCUGCACAUUGUGCAGAUGUUUUCACGUGUGUUAGUUGGGUCGUUGCGUUCGAAGCCGAAAAUUUGAUUCAGAGGAAGCCGGAUGGUAUCCUUCCAAAUGGCCUUGACAUCUCACAUUUCUCAGCAAUUCAUGAAUUCCAAGAUCUUCACGCACGAUAUAAAGACCGAAUCCGCACAUUUGUUAGAGGACAUUUCUAUCACUAUUAUUCGUUUGAUCUCGAUAAUACGUUGUAUUAUUUUAUCUCCGGUCGGCAUGAAUUCAGGAAUAAGGGUGUCGAUAUUUUUUUGGAAGCUUUAUCGGAAUUGAAUGCCCGCUUAAAAGCGUGCAGUUCUCCUAUAACUAUUGUCUGUUUUCUGAUGCUUCCGGCUCCGUAUCACAGCCUCGCUGUAGACGCUUUAAAGGGUCAGGCUGCUACGAAAAAGCUUCAAGAAGGCGUGAAAGAGAUUACAGAACGUGUGGCAAAGAGAAUGUUUGAGAAGGCCGCAAGGUUCAACGGGGAUGAUAUUUCAACAGUAAUAGAUCCAUCAGACUUGUUAACUGAAGAAGACAAAAUCAUCCUCAAACGUCUCGCAAACACUGUACAUCGUUCCGGUCUUCCUCCUGUCGUCACUCAUAAUUUAGUGCAUGCAUCAACGGAUCCCAUUUUGGAUCAUCUUCAUCGACUUAAACUACUCAAUCAUUAUGAUGACAAAGUAAAAAUAAUUUUCCACCCCGAGUUACUUUCAUCGGCUAAUUUGCUGUUUGGGAUUGGAUACGAGGAGUUUGUAAGAGGGUGCAAUCUAGGGGUGUUUCCGAGUUAUUACGAACCGUGGGGAUUCAAAGCGGAGGAAUGCAUUGCCAUGGGCGUGCCAGUAAUUGUGAGCAAUUUAUCGGGUUUCGGAUGUUAUGCAGAAGAGACUUUUGGGGAGAAUGCAAACGAUUAUGGUGUAUAUAUCGCCGAUAGGCAAUCCAAAUCGCGUACCGACGCUAUCAAACAAAUCACAGAUUUUAUGCUACACCUUUGUCAAAAAACACCGCGCCAACGUCAAUCUCAACGAAAUCGUACCGAGAGAUUAUCAGACAUGUUUGACUGGAAAAUUGUUGGAAUGGAAUAUGUGCGGGCAAGAAAAUUGGCUUUAAGACGAAGUUAUCCUGACGCGUUUCUUGGAACUGUUACAGAAUCGGAGGACAGUGAAGAAGAACUGAAAGGAAAGGGACGAAGGGUGUUGAAGCCGGUUGUUGAGCCAUCUUCGCCGAGAAUUCGACAUGGAAAGAUUGUGGACGAUCAACUAGAGUUGUUCAAGAUGGAGAUGGACGAUAUUGAGGACGAAGAAACUUGA
Messenger RNA from Paraglomus brasilianum, 1980 nucleotides. Lineage: Eukaryota; Fungi; Glomeromycota; Glomeromycetes; Paraglomerales; Paraglomeraceae. The record is from the annotation of a GenBank genome assembly.